This is a messenger RNA of Humulus lupulus (European hop), 3721 nucleotides long. RefSeq lists its product as uncharacterized. Bases 274 to 3477 code for a protein of 1067 amino acids. Gene Ontology annotation, cellular component: nuclear pore. The record is from RefSeq and is a predicted model, not a curated record. NCBI's taxonomy places the organism in Eukaryota, Viridiplantae, Streptophyta, Magnoliopsida, Rosales, Cannabaceae. The transcript is spliced from 9 exons.
AAGACACAUUCUGUUCUGUUCUGGCUUCUCCUUCAUUCAGAAUCACAACCUCCGAAACUCAGAUAUCUAGAAGCUCAAAAAUGGUUCCAUUCUCAACAACAAACCAUUCCAUUGUCAUCUUCCCUACAUUUCUAUGAUUUUCUUUCCUCUUUUGUACUGGUUUGUGGGUUUUUCUUAUAGACUCAGUCGGAGUUGAGGGUGCUUGUUAUUGCUCUUACUGUACCGCAUUGGAGAAGAAUAGUCAUAUAGGGGAACUCUGCUGUUUCUGCAACCAUGGUCCUAGGCUUGAGAACGAAGACCAGGAGGAGCUCUGCUGUUCAGAUUGAUUACCUUGUCCAUAUUCAGGAGAUUAAGCCCUGGCCCCCAUCACAGUCGCUUAGAUCACUUCGAAGUGUGCUGAUUCAAUGGGAAAACGGUGACCGAUGCUCAGGGUCAACAAGCGCUGUCGUUCCAUCAAUUGGGUCUAUUGUUGGCGAGGGAAAAAUUGAAUUCAAUGAAUCUUUCAGGCUACCUGUGACUCUGCUAAGGGAUAUGUCUGUCAAAGGUGGGGAUGGAGAUGCAUUCCAGAAGAAUUGUUUGGAGCUCAACUUGUAUGAGCCUCGAAGGGAUAGGACCGUCAAGGGCCAGUUACUUGCUUCUGCCAUUAUAGAUUUAGCAGAAUAUGGUGUGCCGAAAGAAACCUUAAGUGUUAGUACUCCAAUGAACUGUAAGAGGAGCUUUAAAAACACAAAUCAACCUGUUUUAUAUGCUACACUUCAGUCUGUUGAGAAGGCUCGCAGUAACACCUCAUCUAGGGAGAGCUUAUCAAGGGCGAUGUCAAUGGAAAAUGUGGGUGGAGAAUCAGUUUCAGCCUUGAUGAAUGAAGAAUAUGCUGAAGAAGCUGAAAUUGCAUCUUUCACUGAUGAUGAUGUUUCCUCUCACUCUUCUGUUGCAGCUUCUUCUAAUGGGGGGCUACAUCCUCGUAAUGAAGAGAAUGGAAUAGACACAAAUGGGAGUAGCAAGAAAAAUACUGGGUCCUCGAAACUACAGCUUGAAAAAUCAAAUCUAGUUCGACAGAACUCGUCAAGUGAAAAUAUGAGGCGAAGUUCGUCGCGCUCGUCAUCAAUAGACUUAUCUUCUGAUAUGGGUAGUCCACAAAAUAAUCUUGCUUCUGUGUCCCACUCUCCAGUUUCAAAUUCUGCCAAAAUCCGGAAAAGUGUUGAGCGUGUUCAUUCCUCUUCAUCUUUGGUGAAUGAAAAUGUGGAAGAGAAUUCUGACACAAGAAGAAGAAGCAUUGACCAUGAAUAUUUAGCUGAAGAGAUUCACGGGAAUGUUGCUAAUGGAAGAAGUAAUUUAACAAAUGAGAAUUCCCAGGCAGUUGAGCAACUGACAUCCAAUGGUAACUCCAAAGUUAAUGGAAACAAUAACGGACAUGCUAAGGAAAUUGGUAGAGAUUUCUCGGAGGCGGCUGGAACAAUUGAUGACAACUAUGAUAACUCUACGGUGGACAGAGAAAGAAAAGAGGAAGAAAAGAUUAAGGAUGAUGGGCAGCACUUAAAUGAGGAAAGUUAUUCAAAAGAAGAUGAAUUUAACAUUGCACAUGCACAAGGUGUUACCAGAAAGCAAUCAUUGGGAAGUGAUACAUCAUCUCCAAGCAGGGAAAAUCUUGGAAUAAAAGAAAGUAUUCUGAAUAAUGAAAGAUUAAAACAUGUGAAAUCUGUUAGAGCAGACCCUUCUAGGAAUGGAUCAGUUGUUAGUAAUCAGUAUGCAGAGAGUAAGGAAACUGGUGUUCCAGGUGAUGCUCCGAGCGGCAUGGGUAGCCUCAGACUUAAGGAAAGAAAAGAUGCUAAGGUCUUCCCAAGAGACACUAGAAGUGCCAUUUUAGAAAGCAAGAUGCAGCAGUUGGAGCACAGAAUAAAAAUGCUUGAAGGAGAGUUGAGGGAAGCUGCUGCAGUUGAGGCUUCUCUUUAUUCAGUAAUUGCUGAGCAUGGAAGUUCUACAAGUAAGGUACACGCCCCAGCUAGGCGCCUUUCUCGGCUGUACCUUCAUGCUUGCAGAGAGAGUUCCCAGUCUAGAAGGGCAAAUGCAGCUAGAAGUGCUGUUUCAGGAUUAGUUUUGGUUGCAAAAGCUUGUGGAAAUGAUGUCCCUAGGUUAACAUAUUGGCUGUCAAAUUCUGUUGUGUUGAGAACAAUAAUAAGCCAAGCUGCUGGGAGCCUGGAGCUUCCACUUUCUACUGGUUCUUCAAAUAAUAGGAAUGGCACUCAAAAGGUAAAAGGCAAGGUAACAUCUCCCUUGAAAUGGAAGGCAUUCUCUCCCAGCAAAAGGGAAGGCAUGGAUCUCUUGUACAGCAGUUUAAGUGAUUGGGAGGAGCCACAUACAUUUACACGUGCACUAGAAAAGAUUGAAAGUUGGAUUUUUUCUAGAAUUGUUGAAUCUAUUUGGUGGCAGACUUUGACCCCACACAUGCAGUCUGUCCCGGAAAAAGAUGUUGAUAAAAAUAAUGGUCCUGGAACAAGAAAAAGCUACAGCAGGACUUCUAGUUUAGGUGAUCAAGAAGAACAAGGGAAUUUUUCAUUAGACCUAUGGAAGAAGGCCUUUAGAGAUUCCUUCGAAAGGCUUUGUCCUGUACGGGCUGGGGGGCAUGAAUGUGGCUGCUUGCCUAUGUUGGCCAGAUUGAUAAUGGAGCAGUGCGUGGCAAGAUUAGAUGUGGCAAUGUUCAAUGCUAUUCUUCGAGAAUCUGGUGAUGAGAUUCCUACUGAUCCUGUAUCAGAUCCCAUCAGUGAUUCUAAGGUCCUUCCAAUUCCAGCUGGGAAAUCAAGCUUUGGGGCUGGUGCACAACUGAAAGUUGCGAUUGGGAACUGGUCUAGAUGGCUGACUGACCUAUUUGGCAUGGAUGAUGAUGACCCACUUGACAAGAAUGAGAACAGCCACGACAGUGAUGAUGAAAGACAAGAUACAACCUUUAAGUCUUUCUAUCUUCUUAAUGCAUUGAGUGAUCUGCUGAUGCUUCCAAAGGACAUGCUCUUAAGUAGAUCCAUCAGAAAAGAGGUAUGUCCCACAUUUGCUGCACCAUUGAUAAGGAGAAUUCUCGACAAUUUUUCCCCAGAUGAAUUUUGCCCUGAUCCAAUCCCUGGUGUUGUGCUUGAAGCUCUAGAAUCUGAGGAUCCUACUGAUGUAGGGGAGGAGGCUGCCACAAACUUCCCAUGCGCCGCUGCUGCAAUUUUCUAUUCUCCACCUUCCACAGCUUCUGUUACAAGCGUAAUUGGAGAGGUUGGAGGUCAUGCACAUCUAAAACGAAGUGGAUCCUCACUGCUCAGAAAAUCAUACACUAGCGAUGAUGAGCUUGAUGAAUUGAACUCACCAUUGGCCUUGAUCAUCAACGAUGCUCCCCGCUCUUCGCCAGUGCCUACAAAAUCAAGUUGGAUUUCAAAAGAAAAGAACAAUCAAAAUACUCUCAGGUACGAGCUACUUCGAGAUGUAUGGAUGGAAAGCGAGUGACUACAAAAUACACACAUGUUAAUAUAGAUUUUUUGUUUUUGUUUUUUGGGGAAGUUGUACAUCUUAUAGUCGUAGAUCCCAUAUUUUCUUACCAAAAUGUAAAAGAUGUGUAUUCGAGAAAGACUCAAAUGUUUGUUAAGAGCGUGUGUGCAAUAAUUUGAGAAAAUAAAUUUUUCAUGGUAACGAAUGUCUUUGAUGUCUAGAAAAAUAAAGAUUGCUACAAGCGUUUCGUGUUGGUUUAUUA